AAAUCAAAUUUUAUUGAAAGGAAAUGGCAGCUAACAAAUUUUGGAAAAAGAAGGAAUUAUCAAGCUUGGAAUAAUAAGUAGGAGCAGCUUUGACAUAAAUUGAAACAACAAUCACCGAAGUUAAAAAUCUCAAAGUGUCAUCAGUUGUUGACUACACUGCUAAAAUUAAUGCAUAGAAGUAGGUCUAUUUGGUAUUGAUCCCAUAUCCAUGUUUGAGCAUUUAUAAUAGGAUUAGCUCAAAAUUAUUACCUGAAUUGGAAAAGAGAGUCAAAGCUACAAUCUUGGUAGCUGCCAAAAGAACAAUUGAAAGCAAAUGGGUAAAGAGUCACAGAUCUUAAACCAGACCAAACUCAAGAACACUCACAUCUGUCUAUGACGGCUUACUUGAAGAUUUGAUUAGUCCAUCAGUCAUUCUUGGAAGAAGAACAAGAGUCAGAGUCGAUGGCACCAAGUUUUAUAGAAUAUUCCUCGAUGAAAGCGAUUAAAAGGAAUUAGAGCACAGACUUGAUGCAAUUAAAAAUGUCUACAAAGUACUCACAACCAGAGAUUUGGAAUUUGAAUUCAGAAGAGAUGAUACAUUCUAUCAAAAGAGAGGAGCAAAGAAAGUAGCCAAAAAAUGAUUAUGAUUAUCAUUAGUAUAGUAAAAUACAUAUAGUAUAUCGACCAAUAAGAUUUCAAA
Molecule: messenger RNA, 679 nt
Organism: Paramecium tetraurelia
Lineage: Eukaryota; Ciliophora; Oligohymenophorea; Peniculida; Parameciidae
Exons: 4
Biological process (GO): translation; rRNA processing; ribosomal small subunit biogenesis
Cellular component (GO): small-subunit processome; cytosolic small ribosomal subunit; ribosome
Molecular function (GO): structural constituent of ribosome
Source: RefSeq, a predicted model, not a curated record